AUGUCGUUCCGGAGCAUCCUCUCCGAUGUGAGGGACAGCAUCGGCAGCUUCUCCAGGAGACGCGGGAUCGAGGUGAGAAUCUCCGGCCUCUCCGGUCAUCACCGGGGAAAAUCGCAGGUCUCCGCCGAUGAGUUUCCCGGCGGCCUCGCCGUGACCCAGCAGAGCCGCUGGGCCUGUCUGCCCCCGGAGCUGCUGCGGGACGUGAUCAAGAGGUUGGAAGAGAGCGAGAGUUCCUGGCCGUCUCGCAAGCACGUCGUCGCCUGCGCCGCAGUCUGCACAGCGUGGAGGGAGAUGUGCAAGGAGAUCGUCAGCGGGCCGGAGUUCUGCGGGAAGCUUACCUUCCCCGUCUCCCUGAAGCAGGUUUCCCUCCGCCCGUGUCUUAUCUUUGCUCGUGGUUGAAACGAUGGAAGUCAACGGCGGGGUUCUCAGCUCAUCGACGAUCUCUCCCUCAUCUUUGCAGCCGGGUCCUCGCGACGGAACCAUCCAGUGCUUCAUCAAGAGGGACAGGUCAAAGUCGAGAUACCACCUCUUCCUGUGCCUCAGCCCUGGUAAGCGAAGUCCUCUUAUUCCUGGUAAACAAUUGCUUUUGAGCCGUCGCGCAGUCGAAUCAAAAGUCAACUGAGACACUCACACGCUCCUCCUUGUCGAACUGCGCAGCCUUGCUCGCUGAGAACGGGAAGUUCCUCCUCUCCGCCAAGAGGUCGUCAGGAGCUUCCCGCACGGAGUAUAUCAUCUCCAUGGACGCCGACAAUAUAUCGAGAUCCAGUAGUACCUACAUUGGGAAGUUGAGGUGGGUGAAAAUAUCCAUCAUCUCCAGUGGUGGCGAUUGUUUCUGGGGUUGACUUAGCCGGCAAUCUCUCUCCCGCAGGUCGAAUUUUCUGGGUACCAAGUUCGUCAUCUACAACACGCAGCCGCCGUACAACGGCUCCGCCCUUCCGCCGCCUGGUCGCUCCAGUCGCCGGUUCUACUCCAAGGUCUCCCCCAAGGUGCCCACCGGCAACUACGGUAUAGCUCAGGUGGCGUACGAGCUGAAUGUCCUGGGGAAGCGCGGGCCGCGGCGGAUGCGCUGCACCAUGCACUCUAUCCCGACGACCGCCCUUGACGUGGGCGGCAAGGUCCCCGGGCAGCCGGAGAAGCUCCUUAGCCGCUCCUUGGAGGACUCCUUCCGCAGCAUGUCCUUCUCCAAGUACUCAGCCGUGGACCGCUCGGCGGACUUCGGCAGCGCGCGGUUCUCCGACAGCGUCGGUGGCGCGGCGGAGGACGGCGGCGAAGAGGGGAAGGCGGUGCCGCUGGUGCUCCGCAACAAGGCCCCGAGGUGGCACGAGCAGCUUCAGUGCUGGUGCCUGAACUUCCGGGGGCGUGUCACCGUCGCGUCCGUGAAGAACUUCCAGCUCAUUGCCGACGCGCAGCCGCAGGCCGCCGGCGCGCCGACGCCGUCGCAGCCGGCCCCGUCGGAGCACGACAAGAUCAUCCUUCAGUUCGGCAAGGUCGGGAAGGACACCUUCACCAUGGAUUACAGGUACCCGCUGUCGGCGUUCCAGGCGUUCGCCAUCUGUCUGAGCAGCUUUGACACCAAGCUGGCCUGUGAAUAG
Molecule: messenger RNA, 1592 nt
Organism: Spirodela intermedia
Lineage: Eukaryota; Viridiplantae; Streptophyta; Magnoliopsida; Alismatales; Araceae
Source: the annotation of a GenBank genome assembly